This is a messenger RNA of Closterium sp. Naga37s-1, 1008 nucleotides long. Lineage: Eukaryota; Viridiplantae; Streptophyta; Zygnematophyceae; Desmidiales; Closteriaceae. The record is from the annotation of a GenBank genome assembly.
AUGUUGGCUGUUCGACCCUCCGCGUUCGCUUCCCCGACGCAGCUGCACAGCGUCGGGCGCACCUCACACCCAAACGGACACGUGGCACCACUCACACCAAUCACCAGUCACCACCGAGCGAACCUCAUCAGCCUCUCCAGCUCGGCAUUCCCAAGGCGUAGUUUGCCUCUCCGCUCAACGGUGCUGCACUGCCAGCAGCCGCAGCAUGGCCGUUCCUUUGACUCCAACCACGGUACCCGCGGUACACAGGGUGCCCGUCCCGUGAGACCGCAAGCCACCACUGCAGGAGGCUCGAAUUCGAGAGCAGCUGCUUUGGAUGAAGAUGCAUGUGGGGAAAGAGAUUUGGAGCGAAGGCAGGAGGGGAGACUAGCAGGGAGGCUGGAGGGGAGGGGCAUGGAGAUGCGGCAGGGGAGGGGCAUGGACAGAGGCAUGGAGGUGCGGAUGUUCACAGAGGACUUGCCGACGCAGCUGGAGGCGAUCACUACAGGGGCGACGACGCUGGUGGCGGAGACGCAGAGGAGCCCCCCGGACGUGGACUACCUGCAGGAGCUGCUGGCCAUCCAGCAGUCGGGGCCACGGAACAUUGGCUUCUUUGGCACGCGCAACAUGGGUUUCAUGCACCAGCAGCUGAUUGAAAUCCUCAGCUAUGCCAUGAUUAUUACGAACAACCACAUCUACACGUCGGGGGCAGCGGGCACGAACGCGGCAGUGAUCCGCGGGGCGCUGAGGGCGGAGAAGGCGGAGCUGCUGACCGUCAUCCUGCCGCAGUCGCUGGGCAAGCAGCCGCCUGAAAGCCAGGAGCUGCUCAAGAAGGUGGAGAAUCUGGUGGAGAAGCCACACAACGACCAUCUGCCACUGCUCGAAGCCAGCAGGCUGUGCAACAUGGACAUUCUAUCGGAGGUGGAGCAUGUGAUCUGCUUUGCCUUCCACGACAGCCGGCUACUCAUGGAGACAUGUCAGGAGGCCAAGGACAUGGGCAAGAUCGUCACGCUCUUCUACCUCGAUUAG